AAACAACAUCUGAAGCAGCAGCAGCAACAACAAAACCUUGACCGCACACACGAUUUUUGUAUUGUUUUUCGUAAGCGAUGCCGAUUUCCGGAUUUCGCAAGUGCUUCGAUCUAUGAAGUGAAGUUUUCGAAGAGGUGGGGGACGGACUUUUAAGCGAUGCAUCCGGUCCACGUUCUUCGAGUUGGCUGCGGCGGUUGAUGGGGCGGUUCCGAUGAGACACCCCAGCACUAUCCCCAUCCCCAUCCAUCUCGCAGAAUUUACGAACUUACGAUCUUACAAUGAAUGGGCUGGGUUUGAGGCCGACCAUAGGUCGACCACCGACGACGAAGACAAGAUGAACCGGCUCCGGACGACAUUCAAACGUUCGCGGACGCCAACUGGGGCCGAGAUGAAGACGCAGAGCAGCCUGGAGGUACCCAAGCAGGUGAGGAGCGCCUCUUUCGACGAGAUCCAGUUGGAGGCGAAAAGGAGUCAGAACAGUCUGCAGAACAGCCCCGACUCCUCAUCCGGCAUUGGAUCUCUGCUGCGAGUGCCGCAGGUCAGCCAGAGGUCUCGGAGCGUGGACUCGGGUGCCUCUACCAGCGAGGAAACGAGCAACUUCCUCGAGGUGCCCAGACGGUUCCAGAGACGGCGUUCUUCAGGUUCCAAGUCGCCCACGUGCGUUCAUUGCCUCUGCGUAGAGGAAUACAGCAAACGAGUGCAGGACGAAGAACCACUUUCUUCACAGAAUACGACCUCAAUUACCGAUAUACACAGCGAUUACAGCGAUGAUUGUGAUGAUGAUGGUGAUGAUGAUAAUGAUUUCGAAGAGGAUGAAGAGGAGGCGAUGUUGGCGGUGCAGGUACCAGAAUGCAGCAUCACCGUCACCUUAUCUCCAACGAUUCCGACGCCCCAGAGCGAAUCUUCUCCUCCAUAUCCACUAUCACCUAAAAUUGAGUGCUUCCCCGCGGACGACCUUCCAACCACUCCGACGAGACGGAGGUCCAUACACCGGCAAGAGGCAUUUUUUGCGGAACCUGGUUCCACGGAAAAUGUCUCUGAGCCGUCUUCGGAUUGCAACUCGGAGAUAGCCGCAGCCUCCAACGCCGUCUCCGAGAGUCCUUUCGAUGGACGUUCGGAUGUCUCGCCAUCCGGCGAUUCCGCGAAUGAUUCGACGAUGAUCAUUCACGUCGGCAUGACGAAUCGCAACGUGUACCUCGAGGUGCCCGACGUUAAACGGGACCGCGCAGCUUCCGUGGACUCCUGCUUUUCGAAGGUGUCUCAGCAGAAGACGGAAGAAGUCAAGCACACGGGGAUAAGCCUCGAAGUGCCGGCUGGACCUAGCGUGAAUCUGAGGUCACGAUCUGUGGACAUCGUACUGCCCACAGAUGAGCAGGCCAGGUACAAGGCACUCGCGAUGGCCGUACCUCCUCCAACAAAUAACAUCAACAUCGCAACUCCAGUCGCAUCAUCCAUCGGCGACGAGGUAGUUGAGGUGAGAAGGUUCCAAUUCGAUUUUUUAUAUUAUUUAAAGAAUUGUUGCUCCUCCUCCGGCCAUAGCCAUUUUGAAAAUGAAUACUUACCAUUGAAUAUCACAAGGGGUCCGGAAGGCGAGAGAGUACUUCGCGCGACUCCAGAUUGGGCAGAUACUGCCAUCAGUGGAGAUCACCUCUGGGUGCCGACUUCCGUUUCCGGUGACUUUUGUUACGUCGGCGACGCGGAUUGCACUAAGCACGGUCCGCGCUUGAAAUGCUCCGCCUGCAACGUCGUGGUUCAUCACAGUUGCCUGGGCAAUCUGUUGGAUCGACUAAAGUUCACCUGCAAACCCAGUUUCCUGGAUUCCAGCGUACGACAAUACAGAGAGCGUACAACCAUCCAACACCAUUGGGUCCAUCGAAGAUCAGAGAAAGGAAAAUGCCGACAAUGUGGAAAGUCGUUCCAAUCGAAACUGUCGUUCAGUAAUAAGGAGAUCGUUGCGCUGUGCUGCUCUUGGUGCAAGGUGGCCUACCACAACAAGGAGUCAUGUUUCAAUGUACAGAGGAUCGAAGAGGAUUGUAAGAUGGGAGUGCACUCCACGAUAAUCGUUCCACCCGUGUGGAUUCUGAAGUUACCCAAAAAAGGUGCGUUCAAAUCUUCGCUGAGAAAGUCGCCGAAGAAGCGAUCCUCAAGCAAAAAGAAACCUAAAGAACCUAAACCUAAACCCAAAGAUCCGAGGUCGUUCAUAAUCAAGCCGGUACCGUUGACCGGCAUCAGACCAGUCAUAGUAUUCAUCAAUCCGAAGUCGGGCGGCAAUCAGGGCGCUAAGCUUCUGCAGAAGUUCCAAUGGCUGCUGAAUCCUAGACAGGUGUUUGAUCUGACCCAGGGAGGACCGAAAAUGGGCCUGGAGAUGUUCAAGAACGUUCCGAACUUGAGGAUCUUGGCAUGCGGUGGUGAUGGCACAGUCGGUUGGGUGCUGAGCGUCAUCGAUCAAAUCGAAAUCAGUCCGGUGCCGGCGGUUGGAGUGCUUCCAUUGGGCACCGGAAAUGAUUUGGCAAGAGCAUUGGGUUGGGGCGGCGGAUACACGGACGAACCCAUCAGCAAGAUCCUCACGAAUCUUGCGUCCAGCGAUACGGUGCAGCUGGACAGGUGGAGUUUGGAGGUGGAGAAGAAUCCGCAGAGCGAAGGUGGAAAAGAUGAUGGAAAAGAGAAUUUGCCUCUGAACGUCGUGAAUAAUUACUUCUCGAUGGGCGUCGAUGCUCACAUCGCGCUUGAAUUUCACGAGGCACGGGAAGCGCAUCCGGAGCGCUUCAAUUCCCGCCUACGAAAUAAGAUGUUUUACGGGCAGAUGGGCGGAAAGGAUUUGCUGAGGCGAAAGUGGAAGGGUCUGGCGGAAUUAGUCACCCUCGAGUGCGACGGCAAAGAUCUGACGCCGAAGCUGAAGGAGCUCAAGGUGCACGCCGUCGUUUUCCUGAACAUUCCCAGUUACGGCGGAGGAACUCAUCCGUGGAAUCGUUCAAUGGGAUCGUCAGAUCCCACAACCGACGAUGGUCUCAUCGAAGUCGUCGGACUGACGACGUACCAACUGCCCCUGCUGCAAGCUGGAGGACACGGAACGUGCAUAACUCAGUGCAAAACGGCGCGGAUCGUUACUUCAAAGACGAUCCCGAUGCAAGUGGAUGGGGAGGCAUGCAAGCUGGCUCCUUCCAUAAUCAAGCUCUCCCUCCUCAACAAAGCAACGAUGCUGGCUAAGAGGAAGGGCGGAAAAGUUAUGGAGCUGCCUGCGGAUCAGCUCAGCCCCGUCACUCUACCGAUCCUCAAGAUUUCCAUGUCGGAUUACGAGAUGAACCACUACGAUAAAGAUCUGCUCACGCAGGCGGCCCAAAACGUGGGACAGCUCGAUAUCAAUCCCGCAUCGGAUUUGGAUCAGAUCCGAGGCGAAAUCAACAAAUUGCUUGGAGAGUCGAAUCGCGAUUGGUGCUUCGUGGACUCAUGCACGGCAGAAAGGUUUUUCCGCAUCGACAAGGCGCAGGAAAAUCUACACUACGUGGCUGACAUCUCCACAGAGGCCCUUUACAUCCUUGAAUGCGAGAUUGUCGUACCGCAAACGCCCACCGACGACGACCCAGCCACAAUAUCCACGAUCAGCUCCAACAACUGUAUCAUCCCGGAGAUGAGAGUCAGCGACGAGGGCAGUUUAGAUUCACCCAGUGACCAACCGCCGAUGUCUCCGAAGGUCGCCCAGAGUCCCGAAGACGUGCCAACAACAACAACAACCAAGGAGUUGUCCAACGGAGACAGCAAGCAUCCAUCAUCGCCGCAGCAAGGCAUUAAGAUCCGAAGCGUCUCUGAACGACUCUUUGGCUUAUCUCAAGAAUCUUACAACACGUUUAGCCUGAAUGAGAAGCCGAGCGAUUUACUGCUGAGGGCUGCGAGACUCGGCGAUCUGCAAACCAUUAAAGAAUUGCACACGCAAGGAUAUUCGCUCUUGAGCAAGGACGGAGGAGGGCAGACGGUGCUUCACAUCGCGGCCAGGUUCGAUCAAAGGGACAUCGUGAAGUAUUUGCUGGGACAGGCGCCCAGCGUCCUGAUCGACAUGAAGGACUCGAACCUCGGCCAGACGGCUCUCCACAAGGCUGCAACCUACAAAUGCAGAACGGUUUGCUGCAUGCUCGUCGCCGGUGGAGCUUCCCUCACCAUCCUCGAUAGCAGAGGUCUGACUCCUCGACUUUUGGCUCUUCAGGCGGACGAUCACGAACUCGCCGCUUACCUAGAAAGUCAAGAACACUACCAGAUCGUCUCCGCUGACGUCGGAACGACCGUCUAGGAAAACAAGAAACCAAAAACAAAAAAACUAUUUCUUCUAGCAAUAAGAUUGGGACUUCCAUCCCGACUUAUAUUUAUUAAUUAUUAAUCUCUCCUCUAUUUCGAAUUGCCUUAAACAAUACGAUUUUUAAGAUAGUUAAAACAAAACAGAUAUAUUUAAAAAAAAAAACAAAGUUAAGGUAAAGAGAAUCUCAUUAGGGUUUUUUCAAUUAGCUGUAAAACGAAAAA
Nicrophorus vespilloides is the source of this 4509-nucleotide messenger RNA. It is a transcript of the gene rdgA, whose product is annotated as eye-specific diacylglycerol kinase. Gene Ontology annotation, biological process: lipid phosphorylation; intracellular signal transduction; diacylglycerol metabolic process. NCBI's taxonomy places the organism in Eukaryota, Metazoa, Arthropoda, Insecta, Coleoptera, Silphidae. Bases 212 to 4282 code for a protein of 1356 amino acids. The record is from RefSeq and is a predicted model, not a curated record. The transcript is spliced from 15 exons. Gene Ontology annotation, molecular function: protein binding; ATP-dependent diacylglycerol kinase activity.